AUGACUGCAUUUGCUUACCACGCUCACACGCCCACUUUUUUCCCACCCGAACUGCUCGUAAUGAACUUUGGGCAGGGUUCGAAUGGAAACAUCGACCCGCUUGAUCGUCAGCUUGUCUAUGGCGGAUACUCAAUGGAUGCUAGUGCCGGCCUGGGUGGUGGCCAGGAUAUGAUGAGCGGCCUUGAUUGGGAUACCGUCGCUUCAGGCGCUCAGCCAGAUGGAGGCUUGCAAGGUCGGCGGUCGAAUGUCAAGGUAGGCAUGCAUGGGCAAAGUGCAGAUAUGGCUGAUGGGCCAGGAUUAAACGGACCGGAAGCAUCAUCCGCGUGGUGCAUGCCAUUCAACAUGGAGCCUCCAGAUAUGGGUCAUGAUCCCGGUUUCAACAUGGGCGGAAUUGAUCCGUUCACGGGAGUGUUUGGCGGAGGGAGCAGUAGUUUGGCAACGCCGAAUGCACUGGGUAGGCUACAGCAACAUGGUCCUUAG
Fusarium odoratissimum NRRL 54006 is the source of this 480-nucleotide messenger RNA. RefSeq lists its product as uncharacterized. The record is from RefSeq and is a predicted model, not a curated record. The transcript has a single exon. The coding region runs from base 1 to 480 and encodes 159 amino acids. Lineage: Eukaryota; Fungi; Ascomycota; Sordariomycetes; Hypocreales; Nectriaceae.